CAUAUAUUAUGUAUGUAAUCGGCUGUUGUUCCUACUCAUGUGACGGUUCGGUAGGCAUUAAUUAUGGUAAAAUUCAAAACUCGUGUUAUUGCUUAUUUUAAAACCUGAUUUUGAUACUGUAGAUCUUGGUUUUCGAAUACCCACACCCGGUAAGAUUCUCCAGGGAUACGAUUUUACUAGGACACCGGGAUUAAAUAUUGAGAAAAUAAAAUUAUUUUUUUUCCAUGCACAGAUAUCUAUAAUAAUUAAUAAAGCAUAAUAUAGAUCUAUGGCUCCAUGACACAGUUUAUUCUUUAUCAAGAAAGUAAUAAUAAUCGUCUAUGGCUAACAUUAUUGUUUCAUGUUAAGUUCAUCUAUGAGUACAUUACUUUUUAUUUUAUACAAACUAUUCAUGCUCCGGAUAUUUUACAGAUCAAUAAAAUACCAUUCUGGCAUAGUUCUAAAUUUGUACGUUUCAUAUUUUCCUGUUGGAAGAUAAUAUCAAGGAGAAGAUAUGAUUCCUAUCUCGCCAUUCGAUAUUAUUGCAAAAUCGUUUAAAGUAUGCAAUGAUAAACCUGUGAUCGACGAUUAUAUAUUCCAAUGCCACUAUAAACUAACUACCAAUAUUUUAUUAACGUUCUGUAUAUUGGUUACAUCUAUCAAUUUAAUAGGAAAUCCGAUCGAAUGCAUAACAAACUCAUCAAAAAAAACAGAAAUGCAAAAAGUUAUAAAUAGUUAUUGCUGGAUGUCGAGCUUAUACACAUAUAAUAAUAUGAAACCAGAAUUCGGUCUACCUAAAAUAAAAAACAACGAACAAAAUAUUAGAUCCCAUUCAUACUAUAAAUGGGUACCAUUUAUGCUGUUCUUUCAAGCUAUGACAUUUUAUGUGCCUCAUUGGAUAUGGAAAAUAUGGGAAGGAGGAAAAAUACGUAUGAUCACAAAUGGCAUGCGUGGAUUUUGUGCGGGUCCUGCUAAAACAAGACGUUUAAAACAAGACAGAUUGGUACAAUAUUUCAUUGAGAGCUUUCAUACUCACAGUACCUACGCAUUUGGUUAUAUUUUGUGUGAAAUAAUGAAUAUAUUCAACAUUGGUGUCAACAUUUACAUUACUCAUAAAUUUCUUGGUGAAUCGUUUUUAACUUACGGAAUUGAAGUGUUUAAAUACUAUCAACAUCCUAGCUACUUUAACCCAAUGGAAGAUAUCUUUCCUCGACUUACUAAAUGUAAUUUUUUCAAGUAUGGACCAUCUGGCACUAUUCAAAACAUAGAUGCUAUGUGCAUUCUCGCUCAAAAUGUUUUAAACGAAAAAAUAUACUUAUUAAUAUGGAUUUGGUUUUUAAUACUUUCUAUUAUGUCCAUAUUUGCAUUGGUCUAUAGAAUCUCUAUUAUUACGCAAAUACUUUUGAAGACAAGAUUAUUGAUAAACAUGUCUAAAUUCACAAAUAAUAAACGAAUCAUUUCAAUGUUAGUUCGGAAAUUUCAAGUAGGAGAUUAUAUACUCCUUAAUUUCAUUGGGAAGAAUGUGCAUUGUAUUCAAUUUAAAGAAAUAGUAGAAGAAAUAUAUACUCAAGUUUGAAUGUAUAAAAUUAUAACAACAUUAACUUAUCUUUACAUAGGUAACUUAAAUAUUAAAUAAAUAAUCAAAAGUUAU
Molecule: messenger RNA, 1630 nt
Organism: Acyrthosiphon pisum (pea aphid)
Lineage: Eukaryota; Metazoa; Arthropoda; Insecta; Hemiptera; Aphididae
Product: innexin inx3-like
Exons: 5
Coding region: 494-1555 (353 amino acids)
Biological process (GO): phototransduction
Cellular component (GO): gap junction; plasma membrane
Molecular function (GO): gap junction channel activity
Source: RefSeq, a predicted model, not a curated record